Messenger RNA from Rhopilema esculentum, 3736 nucleotides. RefSeq lists its product as uncharacterized. NCBI's taxonomy places the organism in Eukaryota, Metazoa, Cnidaria, Scyphozoa, Rhizostomeae, Rhizostomatidae. The record is from RefSeq and is a predicted model, not a curated record.
UUGAGAAAGAAGAAUCGACACACAGGUUCCGGAGUCGUGUCAUUGUAGAUGAAGGAUUGACUUUGGAAUGGAACAUAAACUUGUCAAAGAGAAAGUUUUUAGAGGUCUUGCAUUUCUUAAGAAACAAAAAACCUUGUAUCGACUAGACAACAUAUAUCGGACCCAUAUAGAAUGUCAUUUGCACUAUGCCAAUGAUUUUUCGAGAAGUAUUCCUAGUUCCAAAACAGAUCCAACAAAUCUGUAGGUCAUAACCCGAACCAUCAUCAGAGAGGCACUAACUCAAAAAACUGUAAUCAUUAAGUGGUUUCCCGAAUGCCUAGAGGUCGGUCUAUGUAGAGAUUCUGUAUCUUGUGGGAACAAAAUUUUGGUGUCAAACGAGACGGGGCAGAAAUAUGGGGAUAUGUUUUCGGUAGAAGCCAAAGCGCGAGAAAGGGUGCGAGUGUGCGAGCCUGUCAUAACACGGGAACAAAAUUUCUCGUUUAUACCGACAACAAAAACCAAAUACGUUUCUUUCACUUCCACAUCCACUACAAUGGUCCAUCGCGUUCUCCAUCUAUCUUUGCAAGUGAAAGAAAAGAACGACGGCCGCCGCAACAAGCCCCGACCGAGAACUGUCAAAUGACGUCAAAACCUUUGUUUCAGCGCAGAAGACCAGAAAAGAAGUUGGAUAUCAAAAUGUAUAUCCCAAUUUUAAAAGUUUCGAAACUUUACUUCCAUGGCAUGUACAGACAUACGAAAGAUGUUUUCGGGUACCAUGAGCCCCCAACCUGUGGCUCAUAAAUUAUCCUUGAAAUCUUCGGAUGCCAAAAUUUGCAUCAGUGCCUCUUAAACGUAACACGAAUAAGAAAAUCUAAGUAUUAAGCGCAGCUCUUUUUGUUUGAUAUUCUCUAAAGCUCUGUACAUUUUACAGAGCACGCUACAAGCAAAAUUCUGGAAUGAAGAUAUGAUACCAAAGAAAGAUAUGACACCACUCGAUUUGUUCUGCUUACGGACAUGUCUACAAAUUACCUGCAGUUUGCAGAUCUGCGUAUUGUUUACGAAUCUUUACAAAAUCCUCUUAAUUCUGAUAAUUGUAAAGUUCCUAUGCAAAAUGCUAUCUAUUAUAUAAUAUAUAAGCAAAUAGAACCAUGAUAGUUCUCAGUUAUCUUACUCUACUUCUAGGUUUUUUUGCAACAAACAGUGCAAAGAUUGUGCGUGGAGGAUUACCACAUGCAAAGAAGACGAACACAUGGGUUGCUAACGGGCGUCAAGAGAUUCCAUCAGGACCUGGAAGUGCUGAUCCUGGCAGCACUGCAAGCGUGACUGUUCAGGAUGCAGCAUCGUAUGACAAGGGGAAAUCAGAGUCUGAGAAAAAUAGUGACGAGAAGAACCUGGAUAUUAACGUCUUCCUGCCCAAAAAGAAACGAUUUGAUGAAGGGUUCUCAAUGCCUUUACAGCAUGGAAAUGGAUUCCCUGUUCCUGUUGAUGGAGGGAGCGUUGCCAUGCCCAUGAUCAACGAACUUUCACGUGCAUUAGAACGACAACAAAUGUCACAGGAAAUGUCUCACAUGUCACACGCGAUUUCCCAGACAAUGGUUGAUGCCCUGUUACUCGCUGGAAAGCACGACGACCACGGACAUCAUAUUGAAGAGAUAUUUCACCAUGAUGACGAUGAUUAUCAUCAUCAUCAUCAUCAUGACGACCAUGAUGACCAUCAUUACGACCAUGGGCUGACACUUCAUGACUUAGAAUAUGCUUUUGAUCAUUUCCCGCACCAUGAUGGAGUAAAAGAGGACGAAAUCGUCCGUGCCUUAAAAUCGGCUUUCCAUAGUGUGAUCAAAGAGGUACGAGAUAAGAAAAAAGGAGAUCAGACAAUCGUGCAAGCCAUCCCAGAAACACAAUCUGCUCCUGAAACAGAAACAGAAAUAGUAGAGGCUCCACCUGCACCCGAAGCUCCAACACCCCCUCCUGCACAACCAGCUGCAGAUAUUGUUGCUGCUGCUGCUGCACCACCGCCUCCACCACCUCCCACUGUUGUCUCUGCUCCACCGCCUCCUCCACCUCCUCCAAUUAUCUCUGCUCCACCUCCUCCACCGCCACCUCCCCCCAUUAUCUCUGCUCCUCCUCCUCCACCGCCACCUCCUCCUAUUAUUUCUGCACCUCCACCGCCACCACCACCUCCUCCUAUUAUUUCUGCACCUCCACCGCCACCACCACCUCCUCCAAUAAUUUCUUCUCCGCCAGCUCCCCCUCCGCCUCCACCCGUCAUCUCGGCUCCUCCACCAGCAGCAGUACCCCCUCCAGUCAUAGCUGCCCCAGCUGUAACUCAACCAGCAGCAUUACCAUCUGUAGCAGCACAACCAGCAGGAAACGUCGUUGCAAACUCUCCUGCUGCUUUGCCUGGUGCACUUGCAGGAGGCCCACAAGCAGGAGCUCUACAGCCAGGAGCCCUACAACCAGGAGCCCUACAACCAGGAGCCCUACAACCAGGAGCCCUACAACCAGGAGCCCUACAACCAGGAGCCCUACAAGCAGGAGCCCCGCAAUCAGGAGGCCAACAGGCGGGAGUCCAACAGGCUGGAGUUCCGCAAGCAGGAGUACCACAAGCAGGAGGCCAACAAGCAGGAGACCAAGAUCCGCAUCACACAGCAGGUGUGAGUGACAGCCAUACCACUGGCGGUGGGCCACAGACUUCACAAGCAGCUGGGCAGACUACGCAACCAAAUGCUGCUCAGACAGCACCUCCGGUGCAACAGCCUGGCACAACUUCAAGUACUGAGCCUAGUCAAGCAGCUAAUCAAGCAGCAGGUCCACUGCAACAAACGCCCUCGGUUUCACAAGGACAGCCAGGUGCCAUAAAGGAUUUUAAAGAAGGCAGCAAAGGAUAUAAAAUUCUUGGUGAUAUCCUUGCGCAAGCCAUGUUGAAGGCGGAAAAGAAACUAGAGAGAGGAAUGCAAGGAGCAGUAAUGGAAAGCGAAAGAAAUAAAAAGAUUGUUCAAGAGCACACGGCAAAUGAUAAUAGCAAUAAGGAAAUUGAAGAUGAUGACACGACACUUAGAAGUAGUGAGGAAGGAGAUAAUAUUGAUAGAAAUGGAGGCACAUACGAAGAAGAACAUAAUGGAGAUACAGCUGAGGAGGGAUCUGCACAGUGGCAUGACGAAGCUAUCGAACCGAAUAAUCGGAUUGGUAAGGACUUGAGUUAUUCGUAUGAAAGGCAUCAUAACCCAAGUGACAUAAAAGUUGCUGAGCCAAGACCUAAGUUAAAAGGGAAAUCAAGUAAAAUUUUGAGAAAUGGUCUGAAAAAAACGACAGCAAAAAAGGCAUCAAGCAGUUCCUUAAAAGAUGAAAAGCGGAAAAAGAAAGCAUAUCGUGCUUCGUCAUUGAUCAGAAGCAAAACGAAGCAAAAAACAAUCAGCAAACCUAAUAAUGGAGAUAGAUACAACGAAGACGAGGAGACACAGUUUUUGUGAAAGGAGUGGUGGAGGACCAGAUUUUAAUUCCUAAAGUGCCAAUUGCUACAUUUUUUGCAAAAUUUCAAAAAGUUUUAUACAGUCACAAGUAAGAACAAAAUAUGGGACAGAGGUAUUAAGAUCUAAUUUUUGCUUUAAAAUUUUUAAGCAAAUGUAAAUGUAAUUUAAUUGUAAAUUUAAUAUUCAUCAAUUUUUUGAUAUGCAUGAAAGAUUAAGCUUAAGAGCUGGGAAAUGCAGUUAAAAGCUAAAAAACGAAAUGAACAUGCAUCAAAUCAUACAUAAACAAA